AUGCCCGCGAGAACCGGGGCCGCAUACCUGGCCGGAUUGAAAGAGCAGCAGCGGGAGAUAUGGCUGGACGGCCGUCGCGUCGACGACGUGACGGAGUUUCCGGGCUUGGCCAACGGGGCGCGAUCAAUCGCGCAGCUUUACGACAUGCAGCACGAUGCGGCUGCGAGCUGCGCGAUGACCUACGCCUCGCCGGCGACCGGCGACCCGGUGGGACUGUCGUUCAUCAUCCCGCGGACGAAGGAUGACCUGGCACGGCGCAGGGAAAUGAUGUCGCGGUGGGCCCAUGCGAGCUACGGAAUGAUGGGACGGACGCCGGACUUCCUGAACGUAACGAUCAUGUCGAUGGCGGCGGCCGGAGACUUCUUCGGUGACAACCGACCCGAAUUCAAGCAGAACGUCACCGACUACUACGAGCACGCCCGGGACAACGACCUCUGCAUGACCCACACGCUGGUAAACCUCCAGCGCAACCGGGCCCCGUCGGCGACCUCGAUGAACUACAGCACCGAUGUCGCGCUACACGUGGUCAAGGAAACGGACGCCGGGUUGGUGGUACGGGGACCGCGUGUCUUGGCGACGCUGGGUCCGCUUUCGGACGAAAUUAUGGUCUACCCGACGCGCUCGUCGUUGCUGGCCAGAGACGAAGACGCGCACAAGUACGCGUUCGCGUUCGCCGUGCCGUGCGGCAUCGACGGGUUGAAAUUCAUCUGCCGGGAAAGCUUCGACCUUGGAAAGUCCCACUUUGACCACCCACUGGGGUCGCGGUUCGAGGAGAUGGACGCAAUCGUCUAUUUCGACGACGUGCUGGUGCCGUGGGAACGGGUCUUCAUGUACGGAGACCGGCACAAAUGCAACAACAUGUCGGCGGAAACGGGGCAGUACGUGCAUACGGGUCACCAGGUGGUGACCAAGAACGUAGCCAAGUGUGAAUUCAUCACCGGGAUUGCCAGCCUCAUGGUAAACACCCUGGGCAACGGCGACGUCCCGCAGGUACAAGGUCUGCUGGCGGAGUUGGUGGAAAACCUGGAGAUCACCAAGGCGCUGCUGACCCAGUCGGAAGUGAACGCGAAGCUCGACAAUUGGGGAGUGAUGCUGCCGGACCGGGUGCCGCUGAACGUGGCACGAAACCUGUUCAUCAAGAUGUAUCCACGGAUGGCGGAGAUCAUCCAGUUGCUGGGAUCGAGCAGCCUGAUGGCGUUGCCGUCCGAGCAAGACUUCGGUGGACCGAUGGGCGAGGUUCUGGAUACAUACCUCGACACGGAUACUGCCACGGCGCGGGAGAGGGUUCGAUUGUUCCGGCUGGCCUGGGACGCAGCGUGCAGCUCAUUCGCCGGUCGGCAGGUACUGUAUGAGCGUUACUUCCAGGGCGACUGGAUGCGGAACGCGGCGUUGUUGCUGGGCAUCUACGACCGGGAGCCAAUGAUGGAGCAGGUGCGAGAAUUCCUGGAGCGUGACUGA
This is a messenger RNA of Geodia barretti, 1458 nucleotides long. Lineage: Eukaryota; Metazoa; Porifera; Demospongiae; Tetractinellida; Geodiidae. The record is from the annotation of a GenBank genome assembly.